CUCGAGCAAUAUAUAUGCCUUCGUUGACUGUCACCUGGAUUCCAGCCUAUCCAACCCGUGACAUUCAACUCCAGGCGUAGCUAUCGAGGCUUCUAAGCCGUUCCGCCUUGAAGGAGGAAGGUUGGCAGGUGAGUCUCGCUUGCCGUGAAUUCCCAUGACAUCAUUCUAUGGCUACUACGAGAUAUGCUGCAGAAAUGAGCCCAGCUAUCUGACCGUUACCAGCGCAGGUUCAAAGCAAGUGUUUCCUCUCUGGAACUGACAACUCGGAACGCAUGACCACUGGUCUCUGAAAUUGCAAUUGUUUCUCUAGUGCCCAUCGGAGUGAAUGUCACGUAGCUCUUCUGUAAUCGGAGAAGAAGCGGAAACAUUUACAUUUCAUCUGACUCCCGACGCUUUUUUGUUCCUACUUGGCCUGAGAAGACUCUGAGCUGUAGCGCUGCUCUUUCAUCGAUCAAUUCAAAGGCGAGGAAGGAGAAUUAUUAGUUCGAGGCAUUGUGACUUUUCUGCUAUGGAGGUUUCGGUAUCUGACGAUGAUAGUCAGUGGGUGAGGGUGGAGAAGAAUUUGGCGUCAGCCGAAGAUGGGGACGGCGAUCUGCUGAAGGUCGAGUUCUUCGAACCUGCGACGUUCUGGACUGAAGCUUUGCCUCUGGGCAAUGGAAAACUGGGAGCGAUGGUGUUUGGAGGCAUCCCGCUUGAUCUCAUCAUGCUCAAUGAUGACACAUUGUACACAGGUGGUCCGAAAGACUGGAACAACCCUAGGGCGAGGGAUUUAUUACCUAAAGUCCGAGAAGCAGUACGUGAGGGCAAGUUUUCUGAUGCUACCAACUUAGCGUCGCAAAUGCUCGGCCCCUACUGUCAGUUGUACCAACCACUGGGGGCUAUAGAGCUCGAAUUGGACGAUUCACACCAGCGCUUUGAUCCUGACAGCUAUCACAGGCAGCUGGAUCUAGAUACCGCAACCGUGUCGGUCACGUACACGGUUGAGGAUGUCACCUAUACUCGAGAAUAUUUCACGUCUAAUCCACAGCAGGUCCUUGCUGUUAGACUUUCUGCUGAUAAGGCCAAUUCUGUAUCUUUUGCGGUAACCUUGUUAAGCCCCUUGCAAGAAGGCCCUUCGCAAACCACCGCAAAUCAAAUACUGGUGAGAGGGAGGGCUCCUGGAGAUGUGGUGGACUCUUCCGUCACUGGACACGGGAUGGCGUUUGCAGUUGCGCUUGAAGUUCGAGUUGGUGGUGAAAGUGGAGUUCUCGAAGCCGUCGAUGGUCAGAUUCUGCGCGUCCAAAAUGCUGAUUGGGCUUUGAUUUUACUAUCGACUUCUACUUCUUUUGACGGACCUUUCAGAAGCCCUCUUCUGGCUGAUAAAGAUCCAUCUCAGCAAGCGAUUGCUGCACUUAAAGGGACUGAAGGUCUGGCAUUUGAUGCUCUUCUGAAAUCCCAUUUGAAUGAUUAUCAACCAAUGUUUCGGAGGUUGAAACUUCGUCUUGCAAAAUCCGAAAUUGACGUUCUCCAAACAGAAGAAUUUGCUGAGAAUACUGUGAAUACCGCAACUGGAAGGAGUUCUCCGCGUGCGGAUGUAGAGCAGGCACGUAUUCAGGAUAGUCAAGAGGUUACUAGAAAAGGUGAUGCCAAAAUUUCAACCCGAGAUCGAUUGGAAGGGUUUGCGGAGGAUCAGGAUCCUCGGAUGGUCACGUUACUUUUCCAGUACGGACGAUAUCUCAUGCUAGCAAGCUCACGACCUGGGACCAUGGUUUCAAAUCUGCAGGGAAUAUGGAACAAGGAUUUGAGUCCUGCUUGGAGGUGUGUACCACAUAUAAAUAUCAAUUUACCGAUGAAUUACUGGCCUGCAGAAACUUGCAAUUUGUCCGAGUGUCAUGGCCCUCUUUUUGAUAUAGUUGACACAAUGACAAUAAAUGGUCGGAUAACUGCCAAAGUGAAUUACGGGCUUGAAGGAUGGGUUGGACAUCAUAACGUUGACAUUUGGGGGCAAACUGCACCUGUUGGAGGUGAUCCAGUCUGGGCUCUUUGGCCCAUGGGUGGAGCGUGGCUAAGCCUCCACUUGUGGGAACACUACUGCUUUACUCUUGACAAGACUUUUCUCAGUGAUCGAGCCUAUCCCGUUUUGAAAGGAUGCGCUCAAUUCUUGCUAGGGUGGCUUAUCGAGGACAGCAACGGGAAUCUUAUCACAAAUCCCUCAACUUCGCCCGAGCAUUAUUUCGUUUCUCCCGACACAGGGAACUGGGCUUCCGUGGCUUAUGCAUCCGCUAUGGACCUGGCCAUCAUAAGAGAACUGUUCGAAUCACUGGUUCAAGCGAAUCAGAUAUUAGGAGACAAAGAUGUGGAGUUUGUCAGCAAGAUCAAAAUUACCCUUGACCGACUUGGGCCAGUGAAGCUCGCGCAUGAUGGUUGUCUCUUGGAAUGGGGCCAAGACUUUGAAGACCCGGAGGUGAAUCAUAGACACAUGUCCCACUUGUUUGGUCUCUUCCCCGGCCAUACCAUUACACAUCUCAAAACCCCAGAGUUAUGUCAUGCUGCCAAGAAAAGUAUGCUUAAACGAGGAGAAAUUGGUCCAGGUUGGUCUAUGGCAUGGAAGAAUGCCUUGUGGGCUCGUCUUCGGAAUGAAGAGCAUGCUUACAGAAUGGUGGUCAGAAUGUUCCGAUUAAUUGGGCCGCAGGAGACAACGGAACGAUAUGACGGAGGCGGGUUGUAUUGUAACCUUUUCAAUGCGCAUCCUCCCUUCCAGAUUGAUGGAAACUUUGGGUUUACAGGUGCCAUUGCAGAAAUGUUGCUUCAGUCAGAUGGCGAAUCUUUGUAUUUAUUGCCAGCUUUGCCGAAAACGGCAUGGCCCUUUGGGAAGGUGGAAGGACUACGAGGAAGGGGAGCCGCAACAGUCUCGAUGGUCUGGGAACAUGGUGUACUCGUGGAGUUCAGUAUUGAUGUCGAUGUCAAGUCUCCUGCUUUGAAAACUGUCCAUUACCAGGAACGCACAGUCAAUAUAUCUGAGGUCCUUCCAAGCCAUGUGUAUACAUACAAUAAGGACUUGAAGCUUCAACAUUCAAGACUCAAAGUCAAUGGAUUUCUACGCAGUGAUGGCAACAGGUGCAGACUUUUUUAAAUUUAUUAUUGUAUUAUCCCUAGUUUCUGGACUGGACAUGUCACACUGCACUCAGCUGCUACUUUUUCCUCCCACUUGGUUAACUUGUUAUAAUUAUAGGGCUAUGACAUCAGUUAGAAGGAAGCUUAAACAGCCACUGAAAGAAACUCUCUUUUCCAAGAUGCAAAGGCAGGAGAAAAACAGGGUCAUCACGUAGGCGUACGGAUCUGGAUGUGGGAAUAUCUAGAGCAAAGGUUUCAAAAUCUUGACAAUCAGAUGUAGAAAUAUUGUGAUAAUUGAGGACUGAAGUAAGUCACAUUCUGCUUCAGAUCUGUUGUACACUUCUGUAAAUUCGAUGUAAAUUGUAGGAGUUGUUACAUUAAUGAUUAUUUGCAGACAAGCUUGAAGCUAUUUCGACCAAGCUGAUUUG
Messenger RNA from Marchantia polymorpha subsp. ruderalis, 3521 nucleotides. NCBI's taxonomy places the organism in Eukaryota, Viridiplantae, Streptophyta, Marchantiopsida, Marchantiales, Marchantiaceae. The record is from the annotation of a GenBank genome assembly.